Messenger RNA from Medicago truncatula (barrel medic), 733 nucleotides. RefSeq lists its product as uncharacterized. NCBI's taxonomy places the organism in Eukaryota, Viridiplantae, Streptophyta, Magnoliopsida, Fabales, Fabaceae. The record is from RefSeq and is a predicted model, not a curated record. Gene Ontology annotation, molecular function: deSUMOylase activity. Gene Ontology annotation, biological process: protein desumoylation; proteolysis. Gene Ontology annotation, cellular component: nucleus. Bases 86 to 733 code for a protein of 215 amino acids. The transcript has 6 exons.
UGCAAAAACCAAACAUCAAAAGCCUAACUCUACAAAGUGUCGUCCAUCAUGGGUGUCAGCUCUUAAAUCAUUGGUGGAAGUGCAAAUGGAAAACUCAGAUACGCGUCAGGUAACUAUGGAGGAAGGUAUUUUUGGUGAAGAGCAGUAUAAUGAAGAAAUUACCAAAGAACAGAUGUAUGAGUUUUUCGAAAAUACAGAAAUAGGUGUCUUUGUUGUCUGCGUAUAUAUCAGGUACUUGUAUCAGAAGUUUGUGCGCGACACUGAUUUCCCAAGGAAAUUCUCCUUCUUAUCCCCCCAUCGAAUAUCCUUGGUGUUAAUUGAAGCAGAACAAGAAUUGGUCAAAGAAUACAUGGUUAAGGAAUUCUUGAAAUAUAAAGAUGAGCGCAAGUUAUUUAUUCUACCAUUUUAUAUACAUAAGCCUAUUGGACAUUGGGUGUUAUUUGUCAUUAAUCCCAUAUCGGAAAUCAUAUAUUAUAUGGAUCCAUUACUCAAUGACUAUAUGAAUUACCUAAAAAUGAAGAGUAUGUUUGACACAGUUCUAAAGGUAUUUCGCUCUGCAAGGGACGCUCAAGUAUCAAAGAAUAAAUUUAACAACAUAUCAUGGGUCCGAGUACAGUGUCCUCGCCAAGAAAAUGGUAUAGAUUGCGGGUACUUUGUGAUUAGGUUUAUGAAAGAGAUUCUCAUUUCAAAACUAAAUGAGAUUCCAAAUACAUUGAGGGUUUCAACUGUGUGA